Messenger RNA from Habropoda laboriosa, 985 nucleotides. RefSeq names its product transmembrane protein 164. The transcript has 6 exons. The record is from RefSeq and is a predicted model, not a curated record. Bases 89 to 985 code for a protein of 298 amino acids. NCBI's taxonomy places the organism in Eukaryota, Metazoa, Arthropoda, Insecta, Hymenoptera, Apidae.
AUAUCAAUUUAAAGUGUUCUGCAUUUUUUUUCGUAUUUACCACGGCGUAAAAUCAGAGAUAACACUUGUGCAAAAAGAAUUCACAGCAAUGUUUGAAUGGGCAUAUGAUGGUGUCAAUGCUUCAAUACCACGUAAUGUAGGGCCAGAAUGUGCAUAUUAUCUAAGUCCAAAACGAAGGAUCAUUGAAACAUCAUUUGUAUCCAUAAUCAUAAUAUUCCUUUUGGUCUGGGGCUACAAACAAAUUAGUUUACCAACCAAAGUCUCAUAUGCAAACCAUGAUCGUGUUGGCAGAAGAGUCUUACUUAUCAUUAUGUCAUUAGUAUUGGGAAUAGAGAUUGGUUUUAAGUUUACCAGCAGGACAGUUGUAUAUAUAUUAAAUCCUUGUCAUAUUAUAACAGCAGUGCAGUUGUAUUUACUGGCAGCAGAUCCUAGUCCAACAGUCACUGCUCUCUUCAGGAUACAUUUAAAUUUUUUGAAUGGACCAGUUUUAGCAUAUGUAUUUCCAGAGACAGAAUCUCGCAGAAUAUUUGCAGACAAAGCAAUGUACUACCUUCAGCAUGGUUUAAUGGUAGUAAUACCAUAUUAUUUAUUGAGGAUUGGAGGUGUUUAUAAUGUUGAACCUCUGUCAGACAUGAGCUGGUCUAUUUUUAGCUAUGGGCUGAAUUUAGCUUAUCACUUCUGGGUUAUUCAAGCCAUUGCUUUGCCUAUACAGGUAAACCUUAGUCACAUGUUAUGUGCAGCCAUUUUAGACCCGUUCGAAGGUCAAAAUUACCGAUUAUGGGUGCUGGUUCAUCAAGCAUUACUAUGUCCAUUAUUAUGCAAGCUGUUCUGCUAUGGAUCAGAUUUCUUCUUAACAAAAUUUCCACCGACCAAAGUAAAACCGUCGCUCGAAUGCGUACUUCCAAAGAAAAACAAGUAUGAAGAUGAGGAGAAACUAUGUGAAAAUACGAAUACCUCAGGGAAUGGACACACGCAUGUGAAUUAG